AAAUAAAUACUCACAUGAGGAGGCGUGAACGCAUGGUCCAGACCAGAAGACGUUACAGACAAAGCUUCGUCAGUUCUGACCCAAGUUGACGGAACAGACGGUUGAGGGAAUCUCCUAGCAGAGAGGAUCAUGGGAGGAGCCGUGGUAGAUGAUGAGCCUAGUGAUGUCAAGGCACCAGAUGGAGGGUGGGGCUGGGCAGUGCUCGCCGGGGGGUUCGUCAUCACUGGGUUCUCCUACGCCUUCCCCAAGGCCGUCAGUGUGUUCUUCAAGGAGUUGAUCAGGGAGUUCGGAGUGGGAUACAGCGACUGUGCAUGGAUUUCUUCUAUACUGUUGGCCAUGCUCUACGGCACAGGUCCACUGUGCAGUGUGCUGGUGAACAAGUUUGGGUGUCGGCCAGUGAUGAUGGUGGGAGGGCUCUUUGCCUCCUUGGGAAUGGUCCUGGCCUCCUUGGCCACCAGUAUCAUACACAUCUACAUCUGUACUGGAGUUAUAACAGGUCUUGGCCUGGCGCUGAACUUCCAGCCGUCUCUGAUCAUGCUGAAUCGUUACUUUAGUGAGAAGAGGCCUCUAGCUAAUGGACUAUCUGCUGCUGGGAGCCCUGUGGCCCUCUGCUGCCUCUCUCCUCUGGGACAGGUGCUGCAGUACCACUAUGGCUGGAGAGGUGGCUUCCUUAUCCUGGGGGGCCUGCUGCUUAACUGCUGCGCCUGUGGGGCCCUGAUGAGGCCCCUGGUGGGCCCCAAGAAGCCCCAGGACCAGGAGUUGCAGGCUGUGGGCGACGCAGAAAGAAAGCUCAAGCCUAAGAAAAAGCUCCUGGAUUUUAGUGUAUUUAAAGACAGAGGUUUCCUCAUCUAUGCCAUAGCUGCGUCCAUCAUGGUACUGGGCCUUUUUGUGCCGCCCGUGUUUGUGGUGAGCUAUGCCAAGGAGAUGGGGAAUGAAGACACCAAGUCUGCCCUCCUCCUCACCAUCCUAGGGUUCAUUGAUAUCUUCGCCCGCCCCACAUGUGGGCUGAUUGCGGGGAUGAAGUGGGUCCGGCCAAGAUGUGUGUAUCUCUUCAGCUUCGCCAUACUCUUUAAUGGCAUUACCGAUGUGAUCAGCUCACAGGCGACAGACUACCCUGGUCUGGUGGUGUUCUGUAUCUUCUUCGGGCUCUCUUACGGGAUGGUGGGGGCGCUGCAGUUCGAGGUUCUCAUGGCCAUCGUGGGCACAAAGAAGUUCUCCAGCGCUUUAGGGCUGGUGUUGCUCAUGGAGGCUAUUGCUGUGCUGGUGGGACCACCUGGAGCAGGUCGUCUGCUGGACGCCACACAUAACUACAUGUACGUGUUCCUGCUGGCUGGCUGUGAGGUCAUUCUGGCCUCCAUCGUCAUCUGCAUGGGCAACUUCCUGUGCAUCAAGAAGAAGCCAGAUGAGCCUGAGGCCCAUGUAGAGAAUGGAGCCCCCAUAGAGAUGAAGCUCAACAGCCUGUUGGAGGCAGAGGGAGGAGAACAUGAGAGGGCACAGCCGGCGGGGGUUAGGGGUGGUGCCGCAGAGGCAAAAUAGGGAGUGGAAAAGAAUGGAGGGGUGGGAAACCCAGAGACAGCUCUGUGAUGAAGGGAGAUUUGUUAAUUGAUUUUUAAAGAGACUGACAAGCUUUUAUUAAACACUACCAAUUGGGAUGAACAUAAGAAUACACACGCUGGCGGAGGGAGGGAUGAAGAGAAGGAUGGAUUGCAUUGUGUUGUAUGCUUUAAUAUACACAGCAAAUUGGCCAGUGUUACCUUGUGUCUUUUCAGGGUAACAUUUUUGUUUUGAUUCUGGAGUAAAAUUAACUCUAAGGGUUAAAUUGACACUGAGUGGUGUAAUAGAACCCCAGUGUCUGUUAGUAACCGAUGUUGUGAUCCAAAACCAUGACCAUGUUUCCCAGCAUGCUCAAUGCAGGCGAUUUAAAAAUAUAGAUUUUGUGGGGUGGGAGGGGUUGUACAUUGAUUAAUGUUGUGCUACUCAAAUAUAAAUUCCAUACAUUUUUCUAAACUAAUCCAAUGUGUUACUUGAUGUAUUGCACACA
Messenger RNA from Oncorhynchus masou masou (cherry salmon), 2041 nucleotides. Its product is annotated as monocarboxylate transporter 4-like. Gene Ontology annotation, cellular component: plasma membrane. Gene Ontology annotation, molecular function: monocarboxylic acid transmembrane transporter activity. The record is from RefSeq and is a predicted model, not a curated record. The coding region runs from base 130 to 1536 and encodes 468 amino acids. Gene Ontology annotation, biological process: monocarboxylic acid transport; transmembrane transport. The transcript is spliced from 7 exons. Lineage: Eukaryota; Metazoa; Chordata; Actinopteri; Salmoniformes; Salmonidae.